AUUUUAAAUAAGUGCAAUGACGGUGUAAAUCCAAUCAAAUUGCUUCUUUUAAACACAUCAGCAUCCAAUACUUCAAAAUUAUUUUACUGAAUUAAUAUAAUUAAAAAAAUAAAUAAUAAUACUUAUCCAGAUGAUGAUGGAUGGAAAUUCUUUGGGUGCGUUUGGUCUGUACUUGCUGUUUUGCAGACCAAACGCACCCAAAGAAUUUGAUUGGAUGACAGUGUAAAAUUCAGUUUACACCGUCAUUGCAAUUAUUUAAAAUUUGGUUCUUACACUCUCGACCUCGACUAAUAUUUGUAGUCGGGUCGGGAACCCACCCUCACCUCUCAGAACAAAUCAUUCAUUACGCUAGCCACCAUAACACCUCAGAAAACCCCACACAACCAUCGUGGGAGAGAUGUCUCUGUCUUUACGGUUCCGCCGUGUAAAACAAAUCUCAAGAUUUCUCGAAUACUCAGGUGAUUGUUUUAAGCACCAAUGUGACAAAGGCUUAAACUCACUUCCAUUUUCAACUAAACCAGUUGUUAAUGAUGGUUUAGUGAGAGGGUUUCACUUUCAUCAACAUAGGUUUCCUGACUUCUGAUUGACAGCCAUAUUCAGGUUUUCAACUCUCAACAUUAGUUGAUGUAUUACAUAAAUAUGCUCCUGAAGUUGAUCUUUUGUCUUUUAUAAAAUCAUCGCUCGAUACACUUGAAGGCACCGAUCAUUACUGGUUAAACAGAUCUGUUAAAAAUGAAGAAUUUUUUGGAAUUCAUGGAACUUUUUUAGUUCUUGCUGCAAACAAUUUUGAUUGCGGCAUUAUGUUUCAAAAAUUGAAGACAAUUCAGGAGAGGUUCCCUCAUAUUACUAUUAUGGGCAUUAAACUAAUUAAUUCUUCGGAUCGAGAGAACCAAAUCCAGUUUCUGAUGACAGAAAAUAUCACAUUCCCUAUUUUGUUGUCUCAGCGGACAUUUCCUCAGAUAAAGGAAGGUGCAUGCUACAUAUUAUUUAGAAAUUUUAAGAACCCAAAGAUUUACAAUGAGAAUGACGUCAGUCCCGAAAUUUUAUGCCAAGAUAUUCAGGAAUUAAAGAUGCAACCAAGUGAUGAUUCUGAUUGGCUCAAUGUUGUGAGGUCUACAACUUGGAGGCAGGAUCUUAUAGCUAAAGAUGAAUAUAUAUGUUCUCCUCUACAGAAUUUAGUUCUAUAUUACCCAGGUUGUGUCUCUGCAGAUGAAAGUGCAAACCGCCUCUUCAUUUCUGAUUGCAAUCAUCAUAGAAUUAUUGUAUGUGAUGACAAUGGGAAGAUUAUGGAUUGUAUAGGCUCUUCCCCAGGAUUUGAAGAUGGUGAUUUUGAAUCUGCUAAAUUAAGGCGUCCGGCUGGUUCUUAUUACAAUGCUACUGAGGAUUGCUUAUAUUUUUUGGAUUCAGAGAAUCAUGCUAUAAGGAGAGCGGACAUGGAAGCACGUCUAGUGGAAACUCUUUACCCGAUAAGCACCGAUAACAAGGGAGGUGGAAUAUUCAACUGGAUCUUAAAUAAGCUUGGUCUAGAAACCAGUGUGAGGAAUAUGGAAAAAUCUGAAGUAUUAGAUCCGAAGCGGUUAUAUUUCCCUUGGCAUCUGUUGAAAUCUGAUGAUGAUGACACUAUAUAUAUUAUAGAUCGCAGGUUUCAAACUUUAUGGACCAUGGAUUCCGGUUCAGGAAAAGUAGACAAAAUUUUUGAAGGUUCUCCUAAAAUUCUUGAGAUCUGCGGACAGCUAAUCAGACAGAAUUUAUCCACCUUCGAUAAGAUUCCCUGUGACCAGUUUCAACAGAAAACUAAUAAUGUGUUUGCGCUGGAUGGCCUCCCACAUUCUGAUCGUUUAUCUUCAUUGACAACGUUGCAGAAUCACAUGUUCAUUUGUGAUAAGGUUCGACAGAGGAUUCUGAAGGUCAAUAUUGAAUCUGGAGUUUGUUUGGAUUUCGAGCUAUCUAAUUUUGGGUUACUUGGAUUUCCUUAUUGGUUGAAUUCCCCUCUGGAGACAUGUUAUGCUGGUGGAAAUGGACUUUCAGAUACAGCAAUUGAUCAUCUUCAACAAUUUGAUUUGCUACCAGGCAAUAUUGACAUAAAGUUGAGUGUGGAUGUUCAUGCUGAUAUUGAGGUUGUAGAGCCACUACGUGAAUCCUGUAUAUGGCGCCAAGCAAGAGGUGCAGCUGCUGAAAUCACUGGAAUGGAUGAUCCACGAUCCAUGGAUAAGGUUGGAGUUGCACAACAGUGGUACGAUGAAUUGGAUGAUCUUGCCUCUCCAAAAGCUGAUCCUGAAUCUGAAGUGAUUGAAGAUGACCUGGAUCAAAAUACAGCUAUGGAAGAUGAUAAAAUUCGCAUCAACAGUUGUGUCGGAACUAGCCCAGGAACAAGUGAGGUUAUUAUUUUCGCUGUACUGUAUUGUAAACUUAGAAAAAUUCCAAACACAAACUACGGUAACCAGGAGAAAUAUGCAGCAAGGAUUCUUGAUUUUCUGAGCUCAAAGAGAUCUGGUAAAAGAGAGAGAGAUUCAUGGAAUGCAUAUCUAUUGCAAUCUAAAGGUGAUUUAAGAGAUCUUAUUUUCACUAAACUAGUACACAUCAGAGUAAGAAUAAAUACUUCUGAUCAUCCUAAGGCUGAAAAUGAUAGGGAUUUUAUCUUAACAGACUCCACAAUUAAGGUGAAUGUGUUACUCAAUUGACAGUAGAUUUUAGGAGCACGGCUUGAAAUUAUUUUUACCAUGUCCCGUGUUUUAUUCUUUUGAUUGUAAAAUCAAAUUGGUAUCAACCAACUUUUUGCUACGUUGUUUCAAGAGUACUGGCUGAAAGAUGUGUAUCGGUUAUGAACGAUAUUUCAUUUGUUUUAAAAUUGAUAUUUUGUUUCUGGAAUUUUAGUGUCAAUUGUACAAGAACUAGAAUGUCUUGUGAAAUGAGAUGUAAAAUGGUCUCUUUGUUAUAUAUUGGAGACUUUGUUUUUGACAA
Molecule: messenger RNA, 2961 nt
Organism: Medicago truncatula (barrel medic)
Lineage: Eukaryota; Viridiplantae; Streptophyta; Magnoliopsida; Fabales; Fabaceae
Exons: 17
Coding region: 801-2681 (626 amino acids)
Biological process (GO): translation
Cellular component (GO): ribosome
Molecular function (GO): structural constituent of ribosome
Source: RefSeq, a predicted model, not a curated record